This is a messenger RNA of Cebus imitator (Panamanian white-faced capuchin), 1092 nucleotides long. RefSeq names its product arylacetamide deacetylase like 3 (gene AADACL3). The record is from RefSeq and is a predicted model, not a curated record. NCBI's taxonomy places the organism in Eukaryota, Metazoa, Chordata, Mammalia, Primates, Cebidae. The transcript has 4 exons. Gene Ontology annotation, molecular function: hydrolase activity. Bases 1 to 1092 code for a protein of 363 amino acids.
AUGUGGACCCUGGCUCUGAUGCUCCUCGCAGCAGCCUGCUUGUUCUCGCUGGGGGUUGCUCUGUGGGUCAUUUGCAGCCAUUUUUUCAUUGUGCACAUCCCUGCAGCGAUUGGCCACCCUGUGAAACUGAGAGUCCUCCAUUGCAUAUUCCAGCUGCUGGUGACAUGGAGGGAGCCCUCCGUAAAUACUAACCAUGGUUACUCUCUGUUGACUCAUUGCAUCCUGCACCAACUCUGGGCUCCAGGGUCAAUGGCAGAAACCCACCAUGGCAUAUGCUCUCGUUUGUGCAAGGAGAGUGACUCCGUGGUUCUGGCAGUUGGUUACCGCAAGUUACCCAAAUAUAAGUGUCCAGUGUCAAUAAGAGACUGCUUGGCGGCCACCAUCCACUUCCUGAGGUCCCUACAUGCAUAUGGAGUGGAUCCAGCCCGGGUUGUGGUCUGUGGCGACAGUUUGGGAGGGGGACUAGCCACAGUGGUUUGUCAAAAACUUGUGAACACGCCAGAUCUGCCCCGGAUCCGGGCUCAGAUCCUGAUCUAUGCCAUUCUCCAAGUCCUAGAUUUUCAGACCCCUUCCUUUCAGCAGAGAAAGAACAUCCCGAUGCUCUGCUGGAGUUUCACCUGGUACUGUUUGUAUCACUAUCUGGAUAUCAGCUCCUCCUGGCAAGAGGUCAUCAUGAAAGGCGCCCAUUUGCCUGCCAAAGUCUGGGAAAAGUACAGAAAGUGGUUGGGCCCAGAAAACAUCCCGGAGAGGUUUAAGAGCGGCUACCAACAGAAGCCCCACGAGCCCGUGAAUGAAGCUGCUUACUUGGAACUAAGUGUUGUCCUGGAUGUGAUGUGCUCGCCCCUGAUUGCAGAAGAUGACAUAGUGUCUCAACUCCCGGAAGCUUGCAUCGUGAGCUGUGAGUAUGAUACCCUCCGGGACAGUUCACUGUUGUACAAGAAGAGGCUGGAAGACCUGGGAGUGCCUGUGACCUGGCACCAUGUGGAGGAUGGUUUCCACGGAGUGCUCAACACCAUUGACCUGAACUUCUUGUACUUCCCCAGCUCCACGAGAAUUCUGAAUGUGUUAACCAAUUUUAUAAAGGGACUGUGA